AUGUCCACGGCAGAAGACUACGACAAGCUGAGCAAGGAGGAGCGGGAGGCCCGCGACAAGGCCGACCGCGAGCGGGAGGCGGCAGAGCAGGCCGCCCUCCCUUACAAGUGGAGGCAGGAACUCGGAGAAGUUGAUUUCGUCGUGCCUGUGCCGAAAGGGACACGCGGGAGGGAUCUGAAUAUCGUGCUUCAUAAGAAGAAGCUCAGUGUCGGUUUCAAAGGCAAGGAGCCGAUUAUGGCGGGCGAGCUCUGCAAGGAGAUCAAGGUCGAAGACAGCACAUGGACACUCGAGGACCAGGAGGCAGUCCAUGUUCACCUGGAAAAGAUCAAUAAGCAGCAGUGGUGGGAGAACGUCCUUACCCACCACCCUAAGAUCGACACUACGAAGAUCCAGCCAGAGAACAGCAAACUCAGUGACCUUGACGGAGAGACAAGGGGAAUGGUGGAAAAGAUGAUGUUCGAUAACCAGCAGAAGCAAAUGGGCAAGCCAACUUCAGACGAACUCAAGAAGAUGGAGGCCCUCAAGAAGUUCCAGGAGCAACACCCAGAGCUGGACUUCUCCAAUGCGAAGAUCUCAUGAAGGUAUCGCGCAUCAGAUGCAACGGUCGACUCACCAACAAUACUCCAAUGUAGCUCAAGCAGUCUUGUAUAAUGGCACAUAUCCUUAUUCAAUACGUCGGACGCACACUGCGAGCUGUGAAACAAGCCAAUGAUCAUGCGUCUUCAGCAAACUACUG
Messenger RNA from Rhodofomes roseus, 736 nucleotides. Its product is annotated as nuclear movement protein nudC. Bases 1 to 579 code for a protein of 192 amino acids. Lineage: Eukaryota; Fungi; Basidiomycota; Agaricomycetes; Polyporales; Fomitopsidaceae. The transcript has 6 exons. Gene Ontology annotation, biological process: protein folding. The record is from RefSeq and is a predicted model, not a curated record. Gene Ontology annotation, cellular component: cytoplasm.